AUGAAAUCUCAUAUAGAAAAUCUAAUUUCUGUGUACAAGGAGGUAUUAUGCUAUUAUAAUGAUUGGCUAAAUAAAAAUAUAAAAUAUUUUUUGAAAUCAAGAUUUAGCCUUUCAAGAAAAAGCAAAUAUGCGAUCCCUCUUUCUGAAUUAGAUGAUCAGCAAAAGUCUUCAACAAAUCAGAAGCAUAAAAAUGCUACUCAAACUAAAAAAUUAACGUUAGCACAGCAAUACCAACUUGACUCUAGCAUAAGAUUAUCAAGUACUAAUGCAGUUCCUAAAAUAAUGCAAAUUGAUGUUAAAAGUAUCUCAAUUGAACCCGAAGUUACACAAUCAAGAUUGGAUCUUGAAAAUCAAUAUAAAAUAUUAUGGGAACAGUAUAGCAAUGUAAGAAAUGAAUCAAUUGAACUUAAAAAUCAAAAGAAAGCUCUACUAUUAGAAGUGGCAUCAAUUAAGAAACAACAAAUUCGACUUCAGUAA
Molecule: messenger RNA, 477 nt
Organism: Trichomonas vaginalis G3
Lineage: Eukaryota; Parabasalia; Trichomonadida; Trichomonadidae
Exons: 1
Coding region: 1-477 (158 amino acids)
Source: RefSeq, a predicted model, not a curated record